UUUAUUUUCUUACCAAUACAAAAUAUCAAUGGAAAUUAUUUCUUUUGUAGUUUUUGUCGGAACUCGAAGGCUUCAUAUUUUUAUUCUUAAACCAUGUCAGGAGGUUUGAAAUUGUACAUCGAUUUUAUAUCACCACCAUGUCGUUCGCUUUACAUUGCUCUCAAACAAAGUGGUCUGCCUUUUGAGAAAGUUCUUAUUGACUUAGGAAAGAAACAACAGACAACUAGUGAAUACAAAAAGUUGAAUCGAUUUCAAAAAGUUCCAUGCAUCGCAGAAGGAGAUUUUAAACUAAGCGAAUCUGUGGCUAUUCUUAGAUAUCUAGCUUCAAGUAAUCGGGCUUUUGACAAGCUUGUCGGUGGUGGUAAUAAAGAAAACCUUAUUCGUGUCGAAGAGUAUCUUCAGUGGCAAUACACUCUACGUAAAGAAAUUCUAAAUUUCUUUCAUCUAGAUUGGUUAAGUCCAUUACGAACUGGUAUACAAACACCAAUAGAUGAAGUGCAAGAAGCUAAAAGAGAAUUGGAAAGAGUAUUGGAAAUCCUUGAGAAAACAUGGUUAAGUUCAUCUAAAUUUCUAAUUGGCAAUGAGAUGACGGUGGCAGAUAUUUUUGGGGCAUCUGAACUUCAACAAACAAUUCUUUCGAAAUAUGAUGUUGGAAGGAAAUAUCCAAAGAUUUCUGAAUGGUUGGAAACUGUACGCGAAGAAACGAAUCCCCAUUUUGAUUAUGCACAUACGGUUUUGUAUAAACUUGCUAAUAAAUAAAAAGUUACAAAUUU
Molecule: messenger RNA, 773 nt
Organism: Eupeodes corollae
Lineage: Eukaryota; Metazoa; Arthropoda; Insecta; Diptera; Syrphidae
Product: glutathione S-transferase theta-3-like
Exons: 4
Coding region: 94-759 (221 amino acids)
Biological process (GO): glutathione metabolic process
Cellular component (GO): cytoplasm
Molecular function (GO): glutathione transferase activity
Source: RefSeq, a predicted model, not a curated record